Babesia microti strain RI is the source of this 894-nucleotide messenger RNA. Its product is annotated as NLI interacting factor-like phosphatase. The transcript is spliced from 5 exons. The record is from RefSeq and is a predicted model, not a curated record. Lineage: Eukaryota; Apicomplexa; Aconoidasida; Piroplasmida; Babesiidae. The coding region runs from base 1 to 894 and encodes 297 amino acids. Gene Ontology annotation, molecular function: phosphoprotein phosphatase activity.
AUGAAACAGACUAGGGCCUUUUGGCCUGGUUGUUUGUGGUGGGGGCUUCAGAUGAUUCGAGUGGGAAUAACUUGGAUUCUUAAGGCCCUAAGAAGGUUGUUUGGGACUGUGGUAGGGAUCAGUAUCGUAGCAAAAGUAGUGCACACGAUUCAGGCCAUUAUUUCCCAACGCAUCCUAGGUCAGCAGUACAUGACCAAUCGCCUAUAUGCUCAUCGCCUCCGCCACCCCUAUUCCCUAGUCCUGGACCUGGAUGAAACACUCGUUAGGGCCACUAGAAUGUCACGAAAAAGUGGCGCACUAUCCUUUCGUGUGGAUGGCAAAAUUACCUGCAUUAGUGCCUCUAAAAGACCUCAUCUUGAACGAUUUCUCCUAGAAAUGAAGAAUAUUUAUGAAAUUGUCAUUUUCACGGCUUCUUGCAAGGAAUACGCGGAAACCAUACUGAAUCACAUAUGCAUAAACCAUUUGGUGGAUAGGAGAUUGUACCGAGAUGAUUGUAUAAAAUUGCCUAAUGGAUUCUACGCAAAAGACCUGCACAAAGUGCAACAAGAUGUAUCCAAAGUCAUACUGUUGGACAACAAUAAGGAGGCUGGAGUUAAUUUUCAAGAUAACUUAAUACCUAUCGCAAGCUGGUUUGGAGAAGAUUCAGAUACAGCGCUACUAGAUAUUAUACCCUUGCUGAAGGCCUUGAGACACCUAUCGGACGUCAGACCAGUGAUCAAACUGAGAUUACUUAAGGAUAGUGCACAAAAAAAACAAAAGCAACAAAAUAUUGAAAAGAUUCAACAUGGACAAAUGCUCUCCUUGGCCCACCUAAUCACUGAGCGCAUUUGGAAUAUGACAAACAAUUUUGGCAUCAGCCCUACAGACACUCAUCCAGAUGAGUUUGAAAGCUAA